AGUGAUUCUAGUAUCAAGUGGAAGAUGAGUUUUAAUUUGAAGAUGAGUUUUAUCUUUAAAUGAUUUUUUGUACAUUGUAUUGCUUCUGAACUCAACCAGAAAGCUCUCUAGCUGGUUCUGUCUGUUUUGAAUGUCUCUCUGUGUUGUGGAUAACCGCCGCUAGGUGGCGUUAACGGCAAACCAGCGGGGGGAAGAAACACAUGGAGCGGAACCUUUGGUUUGCAUGCUUUCAGGAGGGGAAUUAUUUAUGUGCGCUCAAAGCAAAAUGGAGGCGGCAAACAUGAUGUUUGUUUCCCCGGUGGAGCUGAAGCUGUCUAAAACUGAUAUUCUGAGAGAAGUCGUGACAGAGAAGCUGACCACGGCAGCGCGGGAGAUCUUCGCGGUGGUGGAGAGAACUGUAGCCGGAUAUGAGGAGGAGGCGGCGGGUCUGAGGCAGGAGAUCGACCGUCAGAGGAUCCAGCUGGAGGCUGUUCUUCAGCCCAGAGUCUCUCUCAGUAGAAUAGAAGAAGAGGACUUGGGGAGCAGGAACAUGGCUGACCACGCUGAUGAAGAUGAAGAGGCAGGAGAGGAGGAGUUUAGUGAGGAGCCUUUGGAGGACUCACGCCAACAAGACCCAAGAGACGCAGAUUAUCAGCCAACUAAUGCAAGACCUCUGUUGAUGAAGAGGAGGAUGAAGAGAGCUGUUAUAACCCUCAGAGUCUGUCUGUUAAAAGACUCCAGGAUCAACCUUCUCAAAAGAGGAGUGUUGAAGUCCCAGUUGAAGACGUUGAGCUGUCCAUGGGGUAUGCAGGAGGUGGACUUCCUGGACCUGUUGAGGGCCACCUUUCCUCAGUUGACAGGAGAGUUUGAUGCUUUCACAGUUGACGCCACCAGGAGACUGAGACCACUGAAGGUACGGAGACUGACACCAGAGGAGAUCAAGAAGUCCCUCAAAUCCACAGGGAAAGGAAGAUCUGCUCUGUACAUCCGGGUCAAGGCAGCAAAUAAAACCCUGAGCAGUCCGGAGAAACUCCCUCUUCCAAAGAUAGAGGACAACAUCAUCGACCAAACAAGCAAUAAUGGAACAAGGCCUCAGGAAUGGUCUCAUGACAGUCCAGCAGAAGCAGCAGAGAGCAGCAGAUCAAAUCUCUCAGAAAAAUUGGUACAGCAACAAGAAACGGAAGGAGAGGAAAACAGGGAACAAUAUGGAAUUUCUGAAGACUUUGGGGUCAUUUCUUCUGCCUGCUCUUUAGCUGAAAGAGAUGACGAAAAUGAAAAUGAAGUGGAGGAAGAUGAUGGAGAUGAAGAGUCGAAGCCAGAAAAGACUGAUGAGAAACCAAAACUUGCUUUAACCCAUAAAAUAAAGAGGACACAAGUCAAACGUUCUAUCGCCAGAAAGCGAAUAAAAAGUAUUAACGUGAGGGAGUCGACUGAUAAAAGUGGCGUCCCUCUGCCCUGUAAAGUCUGUAAAACUCUGACCGGGUCAAAGAAUAUAUUGAUCAAACACUCCUGGAGUCACGUGGAGGAUCCUGAGAGACUCUGUGGAGUUUGUGGAGAACAGUCCGAGUCUGUAGAAGAGCUGAAGACUCAUCUGGAGAGUCACAGGAAAACAUACAGCUGUGACAUCUGUGGAAAGAAUUUACUCACUUUUCUUAGUCUGCGGAGGCAUGCUAUUCUCCAUACAGGAGAGAAACCGUACCAAUGUGACGUCUGCAGUAAGACGUUUGCAUCAGCAUCAGCUUUAAGAAAUCACCGCUGGGAACAUGUGGAAGAUAAACCUCACAAAUGUGAAGUCUGUGGUCGGACCUUCGCUUUCAAACCCCAGCUGAGGAUUCACAGUCGUAUCCACACAGGAGAGAAGCCUUACAUCUGCGAUUUAUGUGGCAAAGAUGUCACUAACUUUCGGUCUUUAUCCCGACACAAGUUGAUCCACUUUGGGAAAAAACGCCACAGCUGCCAGGUCUGUGGGAAGCGUUUUUUAACUCUGACAAAUAUGAAACAACACCAGAAAAUUCACACAUCCAGGGAUAAAACGUGCCUCUGUGAGAUUUGCUGCAAAAUGUUCCACACAAAAGGUCAGUUAAAUGCUCACCUGGCAACCCACAGAGAGGAGAAGCUCACCUGUAACAUUUGUGGAAAGAGUCUGUCUUCAAAAGGAGCUCUGACAAGACAUUUGAUAAUCCACAGUGGGGAGAGACCCUACAAAUGUACCGAGUGUGGACAGGCGUUUAAUGCUAUCACUAACCUCCGAAACCAUCAGAAGAUCCACUCAGGUGCCAGACCGUACGUGUGUGGGGUCUGUGGGAAAGCAUGCAGCCGUAAAGAUCAUCUGAGGAUUCACAUGAGGAUCCACAACGGAGAGAAACCAUACAAGUGUACGGUUUGUUACAGAGGCUUCACUCAGAGCCACUGUCUGAAAACUCACAUGAAGAGCCACAAGGAGGCAGAAAAGUCAGCAGAGGAAGAACCGAUGGACUAACCGCUUUGGGAUCUUCCAUAAUCAACCUAAAAGUUCAGUAAUUCCAGCUGUGGUUUAUUAAGUCAGUGCUUCCUAAAGUUUGAUGUUGCCCCUCCUGGUAGACCCAGAGGCACCACAGGUCUGUUUCAUUGAUUGAGGUCAGUAGUUUUUAAAGUCUUUUUGCCCAAAGCACUCCUACAAUCAAGCCUAAAUCUCAGGGCACAACAUAUCCACACAAAAUAGCCUCUUAGAAUUUGUACAGUGAACUAAAGUCGUAGUAGUGCAGUAAAAAGCAUCUAACUGUACAAAUUCCCACAGCGCUCCAAGACUUGCUGACCACACUUAUGUUGGAACUGGUCUAGUUUCUAAUGGCCUUGAAAGGUCAUGUCUCAUAAAUAAAAACAGGAAACAUAAUUUUAUAAACUGAAGUCAAAUUUUAAAUGAUGACAAGUUCAUGAUUAUAUGUUUAUAUUUUUAUCAAAAGUCCCAGAACUUUCCAAACACUGCCAGAGCGUUUGCACUGGA
This is a messenger RNA of Cheilinus undulatus (humphead wrasse), 2962 nucleotides long. Its product is annotated as zinc finger protein 260-like. The transcript is spliced from 7 exons. The record is from RefSeq and is a predicted model, not a curated record. Gene Ontology annotation, biological process: regulation of transcription by RNA polymerase II. NCBI's taxonomy places the organism in Eukaryota, Metazoa, Chordata, Actinopteri, Labriformes, Labridae. Gene Ontology annotation, molecular function: RNA polymerase II cis-regulatory region sequence-specific DNA binding; DNA-binding transcription activator activity, RNA polymerase II-specific. The coding region runs from base 224 to 2458 and encodes 744 amino acids. Gene Ontology annotation, cellular component: nucleus.